Molecule: messenger RNA, 769 nt
Organism: Saprolegnia diclina VS20
Lineage: Eukaryota; Oomycota; Saprolegniomycetes; Saprolegniales; Saprolegniaceae
Exons: 1
Coding region: 56-697 (213 amino acids)
Source: RefSeq, a predicted model, not a curated record
CACCGAUCAUUCUUCAUUCACAAAGUUGCGACGACAAGCCCACAUCCACAACACCAUGUCGGUACCGACCAAUGUCUGCUGCUUUCUCGAGUGCACCAAGCCCGCACUGCCCAACGCCACCAAGUGCGCAUCCCAUAAGAACAAGAUCAAGUGCUCGAUCGAGGGCUGCAUGAACCAAGUGUACGCCCGAUACCUCUGCGUCCGCCACGGCGGCAAGAAGCAGUGCCAGAUCCCCGGCUGCCACGAGUUUGCACGCGGCGGCCCGCACUGUGUGAUCCAUGGCGGUGUCAUUGUCAAGCGCUUCUGCACCGAGCCCGGCUGCAGCCGCCAAGCCCACGCGCGCUACAAGUGCGUCCGGCACGGUGGCGGCCGCACCUGCCGAGAGAAAGGCUGCGACCUUCACGCGCGCUCGAGCGGUUUUUGCCACCGGCACACGCAGCGCAAGACGCGCGACGUGAUCAAGCAAGAGCCCCAAGCCGACACCAAUGGCGGCUUCGCGAGCUUCCUGGACACGACGCUGUUGGAGACCAUUGCGUGGAGCCAGACAUUCGUCGUAUCGACGACGGACGAGACGCUGGACCACUCGAUCUUGAGCCUCCUCUGCGACUCGCUGGCGAGCCCGAAGGCGCAAGCGUGCUUGUCGGUCCCGAGUCCCGUCAAAGUAUCGUCAACACUCUUGUUUGAGCAAGCCAUUUAGACGAUAGCAAUAGUUUAGUUAGUUGAAUUAGUUUAGUUUAUUGGAAGCAAUCCUAUACACGUGUAUCUUCCA